Messenger RNA from Ornithodoros turicata, 1607 nucleotides. RefSeq names its product N6-adenosine-methyltransferase non-catalytic subunit-like (gene Mettl14). Gene Ontology annotation, molecular function: mRNA binding. Bases 146 to 1399 code for a protein of 417 amino acids. Gene Ontology annotation, cellular component: nucleus; RNA N6-methyladenosine methyltransferase complex. The record is from RefSeq and is a predicted model, not a curated record. NCBI's taxonomy places the organism in Eukaryota, Metazoa, Arthropoda, Arachnida, Ixodida, Argasidae. The transcript has a single exon.
UCAUCGUUCGUACUGAAAUUAAAACAGCGGGCUUUCAUGAUGUUUGUGUUGUGCUCAGUCGCCGGUUAUUACGUGAAGGUAUGGUGAAGGCACGGUGACGGACAAGUAGUAUAUCUGAUCCCUCGUGUCUGCACAACAAGAUAAAAUGAGUGGUGAGUCCUCUGUGCGACAAUCUCUCAAAGAACGGUCUUUGAAGCGACGCGCUUUGCUGGCCCAGCAACUCGGCGCCGGUUCCGUCAGCAACCUGAGCCAGAUUUUGGGAAAUGCGCACGCUAAACAAUCAUCUCCCGAUUCAGCAUCCUCUCGUGACGCACCUACAAAAGACGACGCAGCAGACGACAUUUCCGAAACCAAAUCGGUGAAAAUAGACGCACCUCAAGGCUCAACGCAAGACGCAAGGGAUAACGCUGGCCACGCCGAGGAAGUCUACACGUACCGCGACUCGAGUACCUUUCUCAAAGGUACCCAGAGCGCGAAUCCGCACAACGACUACUGCCAACACUUCGUGGAUACGGGACAGCGGCCACAAAACUUUAUCAGAGACGUUGGGCUGGCGGACCGCUUUGAAGAGUAUCCCAAACUUAAAGAACUGAUUCGAUUAAAAGAUGAGCUCAUUCGCGAAUCAGCCACACCGCCCAUGUAUCUGAAGUCUGAUUUGGAGAGUUUCAAUUUUCGUGAACUUAAUUGCAAAUUUGAUGUGAUCCUCGUCGAACCUCCCCUGGAAGAGUAUCAACGCACCUGCGGUGUAGCCAACACGAAAUUUUGGAGUUGGGACGACAUCAUGAAGCUGGAAAUCGAGGAAGUCGCAGCCUCCAGAUCUUUCGUCUUUCUCUGGUGCGGAUCUUCCGACGGACUGGAUCUGGGCAGACAGUGCCUGAGAAAAUGGGGUUUCCGACGCUGCGAGGACAUCUGCUGGAUAAAGACGAACAUCAAGAACCCGGAGCACAAAAAGAACUUGGAACCCAGGGCCGUCUUCCAGCGCACCAAGGAGCACUGCCUGAUGGGAAUAAAGGGAACUGUCCGUCGAAGCACCGACGGGGAUUUUAUCCACGCCAACAUCGAUAUUGACCUGAUUAUUUCUGAAGAACCCGCGUUUGGCGGCAUCGAGAAGCCCGAAGAGAUAUUUCACAUCAUCGAACAUUUCUGUCUCGGCCGCCGUCGUCUGCAUGUGUUUGGUCGCGAUACCUGCAUCAGGCCCGGCUGGUUGACGCUCGGGCCAGACUUGACAAACAGUAAUUUCAGCAGCGAGGUGUACAACAGCUACUUCAACAAGGCAGCCAACGAUUACUUGACGGGUUGUACCGAACGCAUCGAGGCCCUCAGACCAAAGUCGCCCCCUCCGAAAGGAAAAAGCGGUGGGGGGAACCGUAGAGGAAGGGGGGCUCCGAGAGGUCGUUGAGUGGCGUGAUCGAAGUCGUCCUGGUUAAAAAAUGUAAUGUGCUGGACAAUUUCAUGCGCCUAGCGGUUGUCAUUUUAUCAUCCGCAUCUUGUUUUGAUCAUGUCAUCGAUGUAGAAACACUUACUUUUGUUUUUCUGUUUUAUUCCGUUAUAAUUUUGUUACGCCUAUGGUGAAAGCAUCCGUAAUAAAAAAAAGAUUGGACACUGCA